Messenger RNA from Cucurbita moschata (crookneck pumpkin), 1949 nucleotides. Its product is annotated as mitogen-activated protein kinase 9-like. Lineage: Eukaryota; Viridiplantae; Streptophyta; Magnoliopsida; Cucurbitales; Cucurbitaceae. The transcript is spliced from 13 exons. Gene Ontology annotation, molecular function: ATP binding; MAP kinase activity. The coding region runs from base 245 to 1702 and encodes 485 amino acids. The record is from RefSeq and is a predicted model, not a curated record. Gene Ontology annotation, biological process: protein phosphorylation; intracellular signal transduction. Gene Ontology annotation, cellular component: nucleus; cytoplasm.
UGGAGCCGAUUUCAAUGGCGGGAUCGAGAGAGAGAGAGACAAGAAAACGUAACGAGGAGAUUCAGAUUGGACCAGACUUCGUAGCGAAGAUGAUUGGCCACCGAGAGAAUCGCGAAAGAGGGAGAACGGAAAAUGCUGGAAUCGAUUGGCGGAGAGCUGAAUCAGUACCGUGUAAGGCUACUCCUGGUUUUAUUCGGAUUAGGGCCUUGAAUCCACUUGAAUCUCUCAGGCAGACUGCGCUACCAUGGAUCGCGCCAGUAAGGGCGAGAAGCACUCAGAAUUUUUCACAGAGUAUGGAGAAGGAAGCCGAUACCAUAUUCAGGAAGUGAUUGGGAAAGGAAGCUACGGAAUUGUUGGUUCUGCAAUUGACACCCAAACUGGUGAAAGGGUUGCUAUCAAGAAAAUUCAUGAUGUUUUUGAGCAUGUAUCUGAUGCCAUACGCAUCCUAAGAGAAAUUAAGCUCCUCCGGAUGCUCCAUCAUCCGAACAUUGUAGAGAUAAAACAUAUCAUGCUUCCCCCCUCACAGCGAGAAUUUAAAGAUAUUUAUCUUGUUUUUGAGUUGAUGAAGACUGAUCUUCACCACGUAAUUAAGGAAAAUAAUGAUCUUUCUGCCAAGCAGCAUAAAUUUUUCUUGUACCAGCUUCUUAGUGGCCUAAAAUAUAUACAUGCCGCAAAUGUUCUUCAUCGAGAUUUGAAGCCAAAAAACAUACUUGCUAAUACUGACUGCAGACUGAAGAUAUGUGAUUUUGGACUAGCUCGAGUAUCUUUUAGUGACGCGCCAUCUACUAUUUUCUGGACAGAUUAUGUUGCAACUCGCUGGUAUCGGGCUCCCGAACUCUGUGGAUCAUUUUUCUCGAGAUAUACCCCUGCUAUAGAUAUUUGGAGUAUCGGAUGCAUAUUUGCAGAAAUGCUUUCGGGAAAACCUUUGUUUCCUGGAAAAAAUGUGGCUCACCAGUUAGAUUUAAUUACCGAUCUGUUUGGAACUCCUGAUGCUGAAUCCGUAGCGAAGAUUCGGAAUGAAAAGGCAAGAAGGUACCUGGGAAACAUGCGUAAGAAAACACCAGUUCCAUUCUCACGAAAGUUUCCUAAUGCCGACCCAUUGGCACUCCGUUUACUGGAACGCCUCCUGGCAUUUGAUCCCAAACGUCGUCUAACUGCUGCAGAGGCACUUACGGAUUCCUACUUCAAUGAUAUGACGAAAGCAGAAAUUGAACCUUCUAUUCAACCAAUUUCAAAGCUUGAGUUUGACUUUGAGAGAAAGAGAUUAACAAAAGAUGAUGUUAGAGAGUUAAUUUAUGCAGAGAUUUUAGAGUAUCAUCCCGAAAUGCGUCAGGAGGGCCUACACGAUGGAGGUCAAUCUACCUUUAUCUAUCCAAGUGGUGUUGAUCGAUUUAAACUUCAGUUUGCGCAUCUGGAAGAGAACUUCAGUAAAGGUCAAAGAAGUGCUCCACUUCAAAGGCAGAACGUUUCCUUACCUCGGGAGCGGGUUACUCCACCUGAGCACAAGAACGCAGAGCAUAACAAUGAAUUUGGAAGGGGGGAAGAGAAGAGUGCCCACCUCUUCAAAAGUGCUAGCAUUAGUGCAUCGAGGUGUGUAGGGGUAAUACCGAAGGAGAAGUCUGAGGAGGAAGAAACGAGUUCUGAGGUGAAAAGUGAAGCAGUUGAUGAAUCGACUCAAAAGAUUGCAGUCCUUCAGAGUUGACUUCAUGUUCAUAUAUUUAGCUGCUAAAGACAGGAGGCAGAAGGUGAGAUCUGGUCACCAUUUCCCUGGGAGAAAAAGUGCUCGAUGAGGCAAAUUUCACUUUGGUCCCUUAAGUUUAAUGAACGAACAAGAAGAGUAUGAUUUUGUCCCUCAUCUUUGAACUAUUGAAAUAUAGAGGAAAUACACCCCUUUUCUUGUAAAUAAUAUGCAAAAGUUUGUUCCAUCCAAGUAGAAAGUACUUUCUGAA